This is a messenger RNA of Magnolia sinica, 366 nucleotides long. RefSeq names its product multiple organellar RNA editing factor 5, chloroplastic/mitochondrial-like. The transcript is spliced from 3 exons. Gene Ontology annotation, cellular component: mitochondrion. Gene Ontology annotation, biological process: mitochondrial mRNA modification; cytidine to uridine editing. NCBI's taxonomy places the organism in Eukaryota, Viridiplantae, Streptophyta, Magnoliopsida, Magnoliales, Magnoliaceae. The record is from RefSeq and is a predicted model, not a curated record. Bases 99 to 329 code for a protein of 76 amino acids.
GACCUAAAAAUAGACAAAAGAGGACAUUCAUCAUAAAUGUGCUAAUGUGGUACACCUUAUAGAUCCAGGUCAUUCAACAAGUAGGACGCACUGUUGACAUGCCCAGGCCAACAAAUCAGGCCCGUUCACUCAUCAGUGAGGAAGAAGGAAAGAAGAAGAUCUAUAAUGUUUCUUAUGAGAGAUAUUUUGGUUUUGGAUGUGAGAUUGAUGAGGAGACCUCAAAUAAGCUAGAAGGCUGGUAUCAAGUCUUUGCAUCCUAUUUGUGCUUCCAGAUUCCUAUGUUGAUGCUGAGAACAAGGACUAUGGAGGUAAGCAUUUCAGCAUCAUGAGAAGAUUCUAAAGUUUUCCUACUAUCGUAUUUUUUUC